AGGGCGGGCGAGUUCAGGUGAGCAGUUGCUCGUCGGGGCGGCCGGCGGCGGCGGCUCCGGGGCCCAGCAUGCGCGCGGGGCCCCGCAGCCAUCAUGUAUGUAGGCUAUGUACUGGACAAAGAUUCUCCCGUGUACCCCGGCCCCGCCAGGCCCGCGGGUCUUGGCUUGGGCCCGCAAGCCUACGGUCCUCCGCCGCCGCCCUCCGCGCCUCCGCAGUACCCCGACUUCACCAGCUACACUCACGUGGAGCCGGGUCCCGCGCCCCCUACGGCUUGGAGCGCGCCCUUUCCUGCGCCUAAGGAUGAGUGGGCCUCCGCCUAUGGCCCGGGCCCCGCGGUCAGCCCAGCCCCGUUAGCAUUCGGGCCCCCUCCGGACUUUAGCUCGGUACCUGCGCCACCGGGGCCCGGCCCGAGCCUCCUGGCACAGCCCCUCGGUGGCCCGGGCGCACCGUCCUCGCCUGGAGCGCAAAGGCGGACGCCUUUCGAGUGGAUGCGGCGCAACGUGGCGGCAGGAGGCGGCGGUGGCAGCGGUAAGACCCGGACCAAGGACAAGUACCGUGUGGUUUACACGGACCAUCAGCGCCUGGAGCUGGAGAAGGAGUUCCAUUACAGCCGUUACAUCACCAUCCGGCGGAAGUCAGAGCUGGCUGCCAAUCUGGGGCUCACUGAGCGGCAGGUGAAAAUCUGGUUCCAAAACCGUCGAGCAAAGGAGCGCAAAGUAAACAAGAAGAAGCAGCAGCAGCAGCAGCAGCAGCAGGCCCCCCAGUCACUACCACCAGCCCUUGAAGUGACCCCUACCCCAGCUGGGCCGCCCCUGGGGACCCUGUGCUCCAGCUCCCCUGGCCUCCUGGGAGCCUCCUCCCCAAUGACCGUCAAGGAGGAGUAUUUGCCCUAG
This is a messenger RNA of Chrysochloris asiatica (Cape golden mole), 894 nucleotides long. It is a transcript of the gene CDX1, whose product is annotated as caudal type homeobox 1. The transcript has 3 exons. Gene Ontology annotation, biological process: animal organ morphogenesis; anterior/posterior axis specification; embryo development. Gene Ontology annotation, cellular component: nucleus. Bases 94 to 894 code for a protein of 266 amino acids. Lineage: Eukaryota; Metazoa; Chordata; Mammalia; Afrosoricida; Chrysochloridae. The record is from RefSeq and is a predicted model, not a curated record. Gene Ontology annotation, molecular function: RNA polymerase II transcription regulatory region sequence-specific DNA binding; DNA-binding transcription factor activity, RNA polymerase II-specific.